Messenger RNA from Dioscorea cayenensis subsp. rotundata (Guinea yam), 782 nucleotides. RefSeq lists its product as uncharacterized. The transcript is spliced from 2 exons. The record is from RefSeq and is a predicted model, not a curated record. The coding region runs from base 190 to 747 and encodes 185 amino acids. Lineage: Eukaryota; Viridiplantae; Streptophyta; Magnoliopsida; Dioscoreales; Dioscoreaceae.
UGCAAUCUUAGCUUUGAAACCACUGAACAUCUGUUUAACACCUGCCCAAAGGCUCAACUGACUAAUGCAGGAUUUGACAAGUAUGCUCAAUCGGUGAUUGCUGCUGCUUCUUGGUUAAUUUGGAAAGCGAGAUGUAAUCUUAUAUUCCGAAAUGAAGUUCCUGAUUUCCAGCUUAUUUAAGUCCGAGUAAUGAAUCACGUCAGGGAGUAUUCUCACUCCAAAUUUUCUCAAAAUGGUAAGCAACUUAUAAUUAAUAAUUUUUCUUAUACUGACAGCCCUUUUCUCUUUGUAGCCACUGCUGGAAACUAUGGAUCUGAUUUAUUUGGAGCUGGCUUCUUCAUUGCUGAUUCAAACUCUCAAUUCAUCUUUGCUAGCUGCUGCAACAAUCCUGCUGAGUCUAUUAUUGAAGCUGAGGCUCUCGCUCUAUUGGCUGCUCUUGGUUGCAUUUUUGUAUUUGAUCUUCAAAUCAAGACAAUCUUUAUUGCCAGUUUUGAGCUUCAUGGUUUUCUCAAGGCUGGAAAUCAUCAUCACUCUUGGAGACUUAAUCCUUUACUUACAAGCAUUAAUGAUUAUUUGGCGGAAUUGGGAUGUCCCCAGCUUCAUAUUAUCCCCCAUACUUGGAUGACAGCUGCUGCUUCUUUGGCUCUGCAUGGCCUAAAUUCGCAUGUUCUUACCUUAUUUCAUCAAGGCAGGGAACUCCCUUAUUGGCUCAUGAAGCAGCUCAAAAAGAAUGGAAUUACCUUGUAACCUAUUUUUUUUUUCAGUUUGUUUCUUUGGUCUUU